Messenger RNA from Bubalus bubalis (water buffalo), 4602 nucleotides. RefSeq names its product regulator of telomere elongation helicase 1 (gene RTEL1). Gene Ontology annotation, biological process: DNA repair; DNA replication; telomeric loop disassembly. Gene Ontology annotation, molecular function: ATP binding; DNA binding; DNA helicase activity. The transcript is spliced from 36 exons. The coding region runs from base 399 to 4238 and encodes 1279 amino acids. NCBI's taxonomy places the organism in Eukaryota, Metazoa, Chordata, Mammalia, Artiodactyla, Bovidae. Gene Ontology annotation, cellular component: nucleus. The record is from RefSeq and is a predicted model, not a curated record.
CAGCUGGUGCUGGGAGCUGGGGAUUCAGAGGAUCUGCCCUGACCAUUUGGGGACAUUGACCGAAAAAGCGGCUGGACCCAGAGGACAGUAAGCAGAGGAACGGAUGAGGCUCUCAGGAGCCAAGUCACGGGCAAGGGGCAGCCAUUUGCGACAUCUGAGAGUGAUCAGCUCAGUCAAGUCUUAAAAAGACUUCCGGGCGUUUCAAGAAAAGGUGCAAACCACAGGAAACCUGUCAGAAGGAUCUCGCGUGGAGAGAGGCUCCUUGUCCCCGCAGUGCAGGCUGGCAUCACUUGCCUGAAACCGCUGAGACUCGGAGAUGUUCAGAGGAGGUUUUGUCUCGCAGACCCACACAGCCUGCACUUCAGCCAACCUCUGUGACCCCCCAAGAGUAGACCAGUAUGCCCAAGAUAACCCUGAAAGGUGUGACAGUGGACUUCCCUUUCCAGCCGUACAAAUGCCAAGAGGAGUACAUGAGCAAGGUUUUGGAGUGCCUGCAGAAGAAAGUGAACGGCAUUCUGGAGAGCCCCACAGGCACAGGGAAGACACUGUGCCUUCUCUGCAGCACACUGGCCUGGCGAGAGCACCUCCGAGACGCGGUCUCUGCCCGCAGGAUCGCUGAGAGGGCGUCAGGGGAGCUCUUCCCCGACCGCACCUUGGCGUCCUGGGGGAACGCCAUCCCGGAAGGAGAUGUCCCAGCCUGCUACACGGACAUCCCGAAGAUCAUCUAUGCUUCCAGGACUCACUCGCAGCUCACACAGGUCAUCAGUGAGCUCCGAAACACUUCCUACCGGCCCCGAGUGUGUGUGCUGGGCUCCCGGGAACAGCUGUGUAUCCACCCUGAGGUGAAGAAGCAGGAGAGUAACCACAUGCAGGUCCACUUGUGCCGCAGGAAGGUGGCAAGUCGUUCCUGUCACUUCUACAACAACGUGGAAGAGAAGAGCCUGGAGCAGGAGCUGGCCACCCCCAUCCUGGACAUCGAGGACUUGGUCAGGAGCGGGACCAAGCACAAGCUGUGCCCCUACUACCUGUCUCGGAACCUGAAGCAGCAGGCGGACAUAAUCUUCAUGCCCUACAACUACCUGUUGGAUGCCAAGAGUCGUCGUGCACACGGCAUUGACCUGAAGGGGACGGUCGUGAUCUUUGAUGAAGCUCACAAUGUGGAGAAGAUGUGCGAGGAGGCUGCGUCCUUCGACUUGACACCCCACGACGUGGCCUCGGGGUUGGACGUGAUUGACCAGGUGUUGGAGGAGCGGACCAAGGUGGCACAGCAGGCUGAGCUCCACCCAGAGUUUAGUGCAGACUCCGCCGGGUCAGGGCUGAACUUGGAGCUGGAAGACCUCGCUAAGCUGAAGAUGAUUCUGCUUCGCCUGGAGGGGGCCAUCGAUGCUGUGGAGCUGCCUGGAGACAACAGCGGUGUCACCAAGCCUGGGAGCUACAUCUUCGAGCUGUUUGCUGAGGCCCAGAUCACGUUUCAGACCAAGGGCUGCAUCCUUGACUCCCUGGACCAGCUCAUCCAACACCUGGCAGGACGUGCCGGGCUGUUCACAAACACGGCAGGCCUGCAGAAGCUGGCGGACAUCAUCCAGAUUGUGUUCAGCGUGGACUCUGCCGAAGGUGACCCUGGUCCCAUGGUGGGGCUGGCAUCUCAGUCCUACAAGGUGCACAUCCACCUGGAUGCGGGUCACCGGAGGACAGCUCAGCGAUCAGAUGUCUGGAACACCACGGCGGCCAGAAAGCCAGGGAAGGUGCUGAGCUACUGGUGCUUCAGCCCUGGGCACAGCAUGCGUGAGCUGGUCCGCCAGGGCGUCCGCACCCUCAUCCUCACCAGUGGCACGCUGGCCCCCAUGGCCUCCUUCAGCCUGGAGAUGCAGAUCCCUUUCCCAGUCUGCCUGGAGAACCCCCACGUCAUCAACCAGCACCAGAUCUGGGUGGGGGUCAUCCCCAAAGGCCCCGAUGGAGCCCAGCUGAGCUCUGCCUUUGACAGACGGUUUUCUGAUGAGUGCCUGUCCUCCCUGGGGAAGGUGCUGAGCAACAUCUCCCGCGUGGUCCCUCACGGACUCCUGGUCUUCUUCCCUUCCUACCCGGUCAUGGAGAAAAGCCUGGAGUUCUGGAGGGCCCGUGACUUCACCAGGAAGCUGGAGGUCCGGAAGCCCCUGUUCGUGGAACCAAGGAGCAAAGGAGGCUUCUCGGAGGUGAUGGAGGCUUUCUACGCCAGAGUUGCUGCCCCCGAGUCCAGUGGGGCCAUCUUCCUGGCUGUGUGCCGGGGGAAGGCUAGUGAGGGACUGGACUUCUCAGACAUGAAUGGCCGUGGAGUGAUCGUCACAGGCCUCCCAUACCCACCCCGCAUGGACCCCAGGGUUCUCCUUAAGAUGCAGUUCCUGGAUGAGAUGAAGGCCCAGAGUGGGGCUGGGGGCCAGUUCCUCUCUGGGCACGACUGGUACCGGCAGCAGGCAUCCAGGGCUGUGAACCAGGCCAUCGGGCGGGUGAUCCGGCAUCGCCACGACUAUGGGGCCGUCUUUCUUUGUGAUCACAGGUUUGCCCACGCAGACACCAGAGCCCAGCUGCCCUCCUGGGUGCGCCCCCACGUCAAGGUGUACGAUAGCUUUGGCCAUGUCAUCCGAGACGUGGCCCAGUUCUUCCGUGUGGCCCAGAAGACUAUGCCUGAGCCAGCCCCCCGGGCUGCUGCCCCAAGUCUGGGCGAAGGAGAAGGCAUUGUCUCAGUGUCCGUGUCACCGGGCCCCCUCCCCACCAGGAAGGCCAUGAGUCUGGACGUGCAUGUCCCCAGCCUGAGGCAGCGACACACGGGCUCGCCAGUCACCAAGGAUACUGAGGGCAGCCUGUGUGUGGAGUACGAGCAGGAGCCCAUCCGUGCCCAGCGGAGGCCUGCGGGGCUGCUGGCUGCCCUGGAACACAAUGAGCAGCUGGCCGAGGGGCCUGGUGAUGAGGCCCUCCCUGUGGAGGAGGCCUUUGGCUGCCCUACCCUGUUGGGCCCUCGUGAGAAGAGGCCAACGGAGGAGCAGCGUGGCAGGAGGAGGAAAGUCAGGCUGGUUGGCAGCUCGGAGGUCCCGGCAGCCAGCACAGACACGGGCAGGGCCAAGCUGUUCAUGGUGGCCGUGAAGCAGGCACUGAGCCAGGCCAGCUUUGACACCUUCACCCAGGCUCUGCGGGACUACAAGAGCUCCGAUGACCUUGAGGCCCUGAUUGCUCGCCUCAGCCCCCUCUUUGCCGAGGACCCCAAGAAGCACAGCCUGCUCCAAGGCUUCUAUCAGUUCGUGCGGCCCCACCACAAGCAGCAGUUUGAGGAGGUCUGCCUCCAAUUGACGGGCCAAGGCUGCAGCUCCCCACACAAGCACGGCCAUCCCCAGAGGCAGGGGGCACAACUGGCCCUGGACUCCAGUGGAAGGAAGGAGUCUGACCCCAAGCUGACUGUGUCCCAGGGUGCAACCAGGCAACUGGACCCUUGCGAGCAGCUAAACCAGGGCCGGCCCCAUCUGGCCUCUGGGCCAUUCCCCGCAGGAGACCUCAACUGCUCACUGCACAAGGGAUCUAGAGCCCCUGGAGCCGAGAAGCAGCACCCAUCUACUGGGAGUGCCUACCUUGCCGAUGUCCGCCGCACCUUGGGGGCUGCUGGUUACAGCCAGCUUCUGACAGCACUGACCACGUAUAAGCAGGAUGAUGACUUUGAGAAGGUGGUGGCUGUGGUGGCUGCACUCACCACCGAGAAGCCUGAGGACCUGCCCCUGCUACAGAGGUUCGGCAUGUUCGUGCGGCCACACCACAAGCAGCGCUUCCGACAGAUGUGUGUGGACCUAAGUGGCCCAGGCACCCGGGCUCCAGGACCCCAGGAGGGGGGCCCUGCCAUGCCUUCUGACCCUGUCUGCGAGGCUCCCAGUCCAGGCCCCAGGAAGACCCAGAGCAAGAUCUCGUCCUUCCUUAUGCAGAGGACAGCUGAAGACACGGGGGCUCCUGGCUCGCCCCUCAGCUUCCCCCGUGGGCAGGCUCAGUUGGAGUGGGCGGGCGUGGCGUGUGCAGGCUGCAGGGCAGAGGAUGUGGUCUUCUUCAAGUGCCCCUCCUGUGACUUCCUCCGCUGCCAGGCCUGCUGGCGACAGCACCUCCAGGAAGUUCCUGGCAGUGUGUCCAGCCCUUCGUCUCCACAGGUCUCUAGGAAGUGCCCUAGCUGCUGUGCUGCCACCAGAAAGCAGACACUUGCACAGGUCUUCUGGCCAGAGCCCCAGUGAACAUGGAGCCCCUCUGGGCACUCUGCAGACACUGAGGCUGCCCUUCCUGGGGCACUGCCUGGACACUUGCCUGUUGGCUGGGGGUGGGCCAAAGAGCCUGCCUGAUAGGGAGGCCAGUCCAGUGUCUGUGGUGAUGCCCCUGAGAUGGCAGUGGGAUCUGGGUCCCUGUGAGAGGCCUUAAGGUCACCUUGGGGUCUGGGGUGGGUCCACUGGAAGGUGCUUGCCCAGAACUUGAAUGGCUGCCAGCCUCUAGGCAGAGCCCCCAUAGGAAGGAAGAGAGCCCUGCCCCUCCUGGGGGUUACCCUCGGCGGACCCGCUGUUCACUAAGGGACAAAGAUGUAAUAAAGCUGCUGGUACUGCUGGA